This is a messenger RNA of Letharia columbiana, 1317 nucleotides long. RefSeq lists its product as uncharacterized. Lineage: Eukaryota; Fungi; Ascomycota; Lecanoromycetes; Lecanorales; Parmeliaceae. The record is from RefSeq and is a predicted model, not a curated record. Bases 1 to 1317 code for a protein of 438 amino acids. The transcript has a single exon.
AUGUUCCUCACCGGUUCUUGGUUCUGGCGCGGCUUCCAAUCAGCAAUAUUCUAUUACAUCUCUUGUGCUCCCUGUACGAAGCUGAAUUAUCGUCGGAAACGCCGAAAACAAUUGAAGCGUGAAAGGUCAGAAAGGGCGCUACAUGAAGCCGAGGAAGGUUUCCAGCAGCAUCCUUCUCCAUUCAGCACCAAUCCUUACUGGAAGGAAGAGAUAUCGCUUGGCCCAGGUCCACCGCAAAGGAAAGCAAAUAGGGAUGGAAAGGGCAGGCCUAAAGAUAGCAGGGGAUUGCGGACUUGGGGAGCAGGGAGCAGUACGGAGACUGGCGCGAGUAGUGCAGAUACAGUGGUCGGAGAGGAGGGCGGUGAGAAGAUAAGAGAUAGCGGAGAAGGUUGGAAUAAGAGGAGGUAUCAGCGGGAGGAUGAGAUACUUUGGGGAAAGGAAGAGAAGGAGGGCAAACCGACGGGAAUGUCGCUUUCGAGGUCGGCCAGCGGCAAUGCGAGCUAUUACCAGGCAAGGAACCCGGCGGUCAACGACCUGCAUCCGCCCGUUGUGAGCACUCAGCCGACGAACCGAAGUGAAACGCAAUGGAUGCUGCAGCCACCGCCAAAAGCGAAGAUCAUGGAAGGAAAGGAGAGAGCAAGUUCGCCCAACAGAAGCAGGAGCGGAAGUGGUGCUAGCAAGGACAGCAAGACCAGUGGGAAGAAGCCCGAAAGCCUGGGUCGUCAGGUUGGCGAACGUCUGAUGGAAUCGAAGCUCAAGCGGGGAGACAAUCCAGCAGCAGCUUCGUCUUCUGUGGCUAUGAGCAGGGUCUCUUCAGCCAGAAGCACUGCUUCAUCGAUAAAAAUCGCCCCGGGCCAACCGCACGACAGAGAUCCGCCGUUUCCUCUCUCCCAGCCAUCAUUCGAGUCAAUGAACCGCAAACCUCCGCCCCCACCAAUCAGCAUCUCCUCUGAACCUUUCCUUCUUCCACCACCUGCUGUUCGCCCACCAUUGUCGACCAUACCGUCAGCUUCUCUACCUCAAAAGCCAAAGGACCGACCACCACACCUUCGUCCUUUGCUUAUCUCAACCAACAGCGCCUCAUCCCUUCAAGUCCUGCAAGAACUCGUCGCACCGGCCACUCAACUCAACAUCAUCAAGUCUGCGUCUGCUGCCAUACCAGAUGCUGCCGUAAGUGUGAAGCUCCCGCCCGUGAGCCAUCAAGAAGAUGCGGAUUUGCGGCUGCCGGAAGUGGAGAGCUGGUUUCCGGAGAGUGGAUGGAGCUUUCCUUCAAAGUCGGCGCCGGUGCCUGGACAGAGAUGGAGCAUGGAAACCUAG